AUGGUGAAGAAUAUUAUAGAAGCGCUGGUGCAUGCAUCAGAAAAAGCUGCCAAUAUAGCGCGAUUGUGCCGUCAAAAUGAACAUUUAUUUCCGUUGCUCGUCGAAGAGAAAUCAGCCGAAGAAUCGAAUCCCCGUUUCGUCAAAGAUUUUAAAACAUUGGCCGAUGUUUUGAUUCAACAAACCAUUCGUUAUGACAUUGGCAAUUUGUAUCCACUAGUAAAUAUUCAAGGUGAAGAGACAGCUACAUUCACCAACGGACUCGGCGAAUCAAUAGAUUUAGAGAUAACCGAUAACCAAGAAAAUACUAUCGAGUGUUUAGUGAAAAUUUUGGACGGAGACCGAGUCGCUGCCGAGCUUUUAGCUGCCGAAGUACAUCGAACAGUCAUUUGUGAACAUGGUGACAUUGACGCACUGCCCGAUUUGCCAGACAAUUUGGACUUAUCAGGAGUCGGAAUUUGGAUUGAUCCGAUUGACGCGACUCAGGAAUACAUCAAGGCCGAAAUGAUAAGAAAGUAUCCAAAAAUAUGCGCAUCGGGCUUGGAAUGUGUAACCGUUUUGAUCGGUUUAUACGAUAAGGGAAAUGGAAAACCGUUGGCUGGCAUCAUUAAUCAGCCGUUCAAUGAGAAAACGGAUACAGGGUACAACAGCAAAGUCAUUUGGGGUAUAUGCAUGGGAGACGAUCUCAAAGUAACAAAUCUUCCAAAGGAAGGUGGAAAAAACACCAAACUCGCGGUUGUGUCAUCGUCUGAAGAUGAAAAAUAUAUCAAAGCGCUCAGAGAUUUAGGCUAUACGGUUGUAUUUUCAGCCGGUGCUGGCUACAAGAUAUUGAAAGUGAUCAUUGGCGAUGCCGAUUUAUUUUUGCUCAGCAAAAAUACCACAUUCAAAUGGGACACAUGCGGACCACAUGCCAUUCUAAAUGCCAUCGAUGGUGGUCUCUUUAAAAUUGAAGACAUCAUCGAAUCGAAUAAUAUCAUUGAAUUGGAUUAUUCGGAUGAACGUGACAAUUCCAACGAGGGCGGUUUACUUGCGUUGCGUCGCAACGAAAAGCACAUCCUACAGGAUUUGUACAGUAAAAAGUAAGCAAUUCCUUAUCAUCCUGUUACUCUUUCCUACGACGUCCCAUCCUCCCCAAACUCCUCCGUGUCCCCUUUGUCCCUUCAACACACACACACACAUAGGCUCCCAAUAGAUGGCAGUGCAAAAUUGUAUGAACUACAAAAACGAUAAGUAUUAAGACACAAACCAUUUAUUGCUGACAAAUAACCGUAUCAACACACAAUUAAAAAACAAAUAAAAAAACACACAUACGAAUUCCACUUAUCAAAAUUUACGAAACAGGUAAACACACAGAGCAUUGAAUUAUUUUUGUGUAACCAUUUAUGGCAUUUAGAGAAACAAAAAGAAAACACAACCGAGAGGCAAUGAUAUAUAUAUUAGAUUUUGACUAUUUAUUCUUGUGAACAUUUUGAAGAAAUUUGUAGCCAGAUGUUUGCAGCCACACACACACAAACAAACAAACAAACAUAACAGAUAGUUAUUUUCAUAGGAAAACAACUACACCGAAAUAUAAAAAUGAAAAAAAAAAAACAAAAAUGAAAUCUGAUCUCGUGUUCAAGUCACAUUUGAACCGAUCAAUACUGAACAUUUCAAAGCAUAUUCGACGAAUUUAUCAUUUGAUUUGCAGCGACUUGAAUUUUUCUCUCAACACAGGCGGCGCAUUUGCAUAACUGCAGGCGCAUUUCGCCGACACACUUUAUUUUUCGUUAUUAGAUUGUUGAUGUAAAUUUGGUUUGGAAUUUAAAUUGGAUCUACCGUUUUUUUUAUUUUAUCGGUAUUUUUUUAUUAAUUUGUUGACUGAUUUGACACAGUUGUAAAGAGAAAAAAAGAAUUGUUUUACCAUAAAUUUACGUUAAAAUUAGUAUUGUUAAGCUUAAAAUGCUAUAGAUUUGGGAAUCUCUUAAUGUUGGACAAGCCGUUAUCGCUAACAAAAAAAACUAACAAAUCAAACCAAACAACAAUAACCAGAAAAUAAGAAAACUUAAACAAACAAAAAAAAUGGCACAGGCCAAUAUAUUAUGUGCCGAUUUAUGUGGUGUUUAUGCACACUUACUUUUGAACAGCAACAACAACAACAAAUUUAAAGCAAUCCAAUGAAUAUGUUUUAAAACUUAUCGAUAGAUCAGACCAAGUGUUGUAGUCUCAAUGCAAAGCAGAAACAGAACAAAUACAUGUUUGUUGCAUUUUGAGUCUAUCGCAUAGUCGAAUAUUUACAACGCAAAUGAAAAUGCUUAAUAAAAUAAAUCAUAGAUAAAUCUAAUAUAUAUUUGUAAAAAUUAAAGUGAAAAUAUUAACAACAAAAAAGUGCAAUAAAAUUGUAGAAGCUUAGGUUAUUCGGAGUGCGACAAACAAACAAACAAACAAAAAAUUUGACGAAUGUUUAUGGAUACCGAAAACCGAAUGGACACACAAAUUAGUAUGAAUUAUUUAUGUGGUUGUGCUUUCAAAUCCGCAAAAUGAAACAAAAAGUCAAAAUAAAUGUUUAUUGUUUACACACAAACACAUACACACACACACACAAAAAUUGAUUUAGAUUGGCUAGAAUAUGAAUAGAAACAGAUGAAUUUAUUUUCAUGAUAUACAUCAAACAUAUAUAUAUUUUUUUUCUCGUCUCCAGUAUGUCGAUUAAACGACAACCAAAAGUAAAACAACAAAAAAAUGAAAGAAAAAAAAAAUCCAAAGAAGAACAUAUAGUAUUAAACAACAACAACAACAACACUAAUUCCAAAACUUAGUCUGAAUUUUUGCAAACGUGUUCAACGCGUUUACACGAAACGGUACAAUAACGAAAGAGAAUGUGAACGAGAUAUGGGUAUAGUUGAAGAAAGUUGAACUAGUAUAGAGAUAUUUUAUUUUGUUCGUUCAUUUAUUUGGUUCUCCCUUUUGUUCGUCUUUAAUUUGUUAGAAACAUAAACAAAAAUCCAUUCAUUUUCACAGUUGCGUUCUUAAUUUUACAUUCGUUUUGUUUUUCGUUUCAUUUCCAAUGUGAAAGAGGAUUGUAGUCCAAAUAAAUAUAUAUGUAAUUGUUGUUCAAAAAGUAACAAAAAAAAAAAUUAUCUGUACAUUAACUGUGUUAACAUUAUUUCAAAAAUUAAAUAUACGAACAAAAUAUGUUCAAUUUCUGUCUUAGAAAUCAAUAAAAAGAA
This is a messenger RNA of Sitodiplosis mosellana (orange wheat blossom midge), 3203 nucleotides long. RefSeq names its product inositol polyphosphate 1-phosphatase (gene Ipp). The transcript is spliced from 5 exons. Gene Ontology annotation, molecular function: inositol-1,4-bisphosphate 1-phosphatase activity. The record is from RefSeq and is a predicted model, not a curated record. Lineage: Eukaryota; Metazoa; Arthropoda; Insecta; Diptera; Cecidomyiidae. The coding region runs from base 1 to 1080 and encodes 359 amino acids.